AUGCCUCCAAAGAAAGUCGGCCAGCGAGUCGAUCGAGAAUCCUCGAUCGAAAAGACCGAGGAGUAUGAGGAUUUCCUGAAGGAACUAGCAGCUUACCAUGAAAAGAGANNGGGUAGCACCAAUAUGGAAAACGAGCCGAAGGUCGAAACCCAGCACAUCGAUCUGUUGAAGCUGUAUAAACGCGUGGUAGCAGAGGGAGGAUAUGACCUGGUGUCGAAUACGAAGGAAAAGCCUUUGAUGUGGAGAAAGAUCGCCGACGAACUUCUUCCUGGAAUCAAGAACCUGGCGGGCGCAGCUUUCUUAGUAAAGAGAGCGUAUUACUACAACCUCGUUGCGUACGAGAUCUCGACGCAUUGGGGCAAGGAGCCACCACCGAAGGAGGUUGUCGAGGACGUGACUGCGAAAGGAGGCGACGUUAUGUCGAGGACGCUGGACAAUUAUCCAAACUCGGCAGUCAAAGAGAAGAACACGAUGAACGGGCACUCGUCCGAUAAUGAGGACACUGCCAAGGAUCACGACGACAAUGGUGAACCGGGAAGCGUGCGGUCGACCAGGGGACUGCGCCAGGCGCCGCCGCAGCGUGUUCUCUACCAACCCGACACGAGCGCCCCACGUCAAACACGCAACCAAGGCCAACACACCUCGCAGACUCCUGCUUCACCAUCACCUGCGUAUGCCAACACCACUCCAAUGACUCUAGCAACCUACGAGCCGCAGCAGCUGCUGCCCUUGACGCUCAAGCCCGUCACCACUCCUGCCAACAAUGCUGAGUACUACCGCCUCAAGCGCAAGCAAGAACAAGAGGCCCAGGCCAGCCAUGUCGCAAAGAAGCAUAGAGGGCUCAUGCUGCCAGGCACUGGUUUCAUCGGCCCCAACAUUUAUGUUCGCGCUCAGCUUGCUCUGCAGUCUGGUCUGCCCGACGAGGAAGAGUAUGCUUUGCAUCAUCUCGUCAAGAUCUCGCACGAGCGAGGCGACAAGUACCGCUUCGACCAAUUCGCUGGUCUGGCCGAGGCUCUCGUGAACAAGCUUUUGCAGGUGACUUCUCUCUUCUACGACCUCGAGUGGGACAUCUCUUACGAUGAAUCUACUGGUCCGCGCACUCUUGACGCAAUCAACGGCACACCCGGUCUUCUACAGAAGCUGCAGUCUGCUGUUCCUCUGGAUACUGCUCAUUCCGUCGAGACCACAGAGUUCAGACAGGCCCUUGGCCGUAUCACUGAAGCUGGUCUUGUCAUUCGCAACAUGGUCAUGCUGGACGAAAACGCUCAAUACAUCGCUAAGCUGCCCCUCCUGCGCGACUACUUCUGCAUCGUGCUCAACUUGCAACCCCAUCCCGCCCUGGUCGAGCUGCAGUACUAUGCCCUCGAGACCAUCGAGCAGCUCACAAAGCACUACGACCUCGACGCGACUGACCUUUUGUAUGAAACCCUGCUUGCUCAAUUGGAGUCCAACGACCGUGGCAGAAUCAACACCUCUUUGCGCGCCAUCGCUCGACUUGGCAUGACCUACGAGGAGAACAAGCGACUCGAACUUGUUCCUCUGGAGAUUGUCCAAAAAUUGCCUGAUUGGAUGAUGCUCCCCGACGAAGAGCUGCGUUCCGCCUGCUUGGACUUCCUCUUUCAGUACACAAGUAUCGCCGACAACGUCGAGACAUUGGCUCUGGAUGCUGAUGUCCAGAAUCUUGUCAAGCAACUGUCUGAUCUGUUGCUCUACAACGCAAAGAAGGAGGUGCCUAAGAUGCCCAAGCCUCGCUCUUCCGAGCCCCACUACGACUCAGAAAGCUCCUGCCAUGUUCCGCGCCUGUCUCAAGAUGUGAUAGAGUCACUACUGCAGUUCGCCGAGCCUGACCGUAGCUCUCGCUGGCUGCGUAUGUGCUUCGAGACAGACCUCGAAUCCGAAAUGACCCAGAUCCACCUAUGGCAGUCAUACCAAGCCACUUUCUUAAAAUACCAUCCGACUCAUGGAAACCUCAUAGCCGGAGAGUUCAUCAAGAACGUCUCAAACACAUUCACUGGCGCAUCUGCCCAAGUCGCUCAUUCCAAAUACGUGAUCAAGGGCAUCAGACCUCGCAAGGUCGCUCAUGACGUUGAUGGCAAGGAGCUCGUCAAGUGCUGCUGGCGCACCAAUCCCACAGAUGUUCCACAGGAACAUGUCGCUAUNCUUGCCAACGAAAGCGGCAAGGAGUGCGGUGAGUUCUUCAGCAACGGUCCGAAGCUUUGGGAGCAUAUUCUCUCUUCGCAUCUCAAGGUCCCCAAGAAGGCACCCAUCACUGCCAACGGUGAUACUCCACAGCCACCACAGAGCACUUCGAAGGUCGCCGCCUUCGACUUUCCUGCAGCCGAUCCGUCCUUGUCGUACAGUUGCAAAUGGAGUAGCUGUUCUCGCCAAAUCUCUGGUGACCACAACCUGCCUGUCGGCCUUGCACUGUUGGCCCGUCACAUCAACACUCAUUUGCCAGACAGCGGUCCUCUCGCCGAGCAGAGACGUCAGAACCAGCUCAACUCAAAGGAGGUUGAGGACUCUAUUCCUAGCAACCGCGUCUGGCACCGCACAAUGGCAGACGAACGCAACGACGCCGCUGGUCUACCUCUGGGCUCAGCACUCGUGUUGCGAAACAUUGCUCGUGGUGUCCGUAAGAUGGCACACAGCGCAAACGGAGCUGCCGCCACCGCUGCUGCUGUCGAAGAAAAGGCCCAUCCCGCCGGUGAUGACGAGCAGCCUCCUCGUGAUAACGAAGACGAUGAGACUGCUGUCGCCAUGCCUGAGUCACCCAUCCCACCCUCGGCCGAGCUGAUGAAGAAGAUCUUCGACCCUAUCAGAGACAAGCUCUUCUUCGCCAUGGCCCACAACCCUACUCUCAAAGACCACCUUACCGCCGUCCUCUGCGCCAUCGCCAACGGCGGAGGUUAG
Molecule: messenger RNA, 2910 nt
Organism: Aureobasidium musti
Lineage: Eukaryota; Fungi; Ascomycota; Dothideomycetes; Dothideales; Saccotheciaceae
Source: the annotation of a GenBank genome assembly